AUGGCGACAGGGCGAGUGAAAAAAGAAUUGAAAGAUCUGGCCAAGUCGCCUGUCGAAGGAAUUACAAUCACUCCCAGCGAAAAUGACAUGUUCAGCUGGGCGGCUGUUCUCGAGGGUCCGAAAGAUACACCUUACGAGGGCGGUAAAUUCAACCUGACAAUCAGUUUUCCCCCGGAUUAUCCCUUCAAGCCGCCAAAAGUAAAGGUGCUUACGAAACUCUAUCACGUAAAUGUCAGCGACGAAGGCUACAUCUGCAUGGAUAUACUUGCAGGCAGUUGGACUCCCGCCCUUAGCAUUCAAAAAGUCCUUAUCUCGUUCCUCUCAUUUCUGAUGUCUCCAAAUCCAGAUCACGCUCUCAAUCCUGACCGAGCAAAAGUUCUCCGAGAAAAUCCUGACGAGUAUUACAAAACUGCGCGUGACUGGGUUCAGAAACACGCGAUGGAAAAUUGA
This is a messenger RNA of Oikopleura dioica, 450 nucleotides long. Lineage: Eukaryota; Metazoa; Chordata; Appendicularia; Copelata; Oikopleuridae. The record is from the annotation of a GenBank genome assembly.